Oryctolagus cuniculus (rabbit) is the source of this 1444-nucleotide messenger RNA. Lineage: Eukaryota; Metazoa; Chordata; Mammalia; Lagomorpha; Leporidae. The record is from RefSeq and is a predicted model, not a curated record.
CACCUCAGGCGAGCCGCGCGCGGUGCCCGGGUUGGCAGCACCCGACGCCCUCGGGGGCCGCGUAGCUCCCGAGCGCUCCCAGCUCCAGACGCGGUCGCGACUCUCAGCGCGCUCGCCGCGACCUCCGAGGGGGACUCCGGCCGCCACCUCCAGCUUCCUCCCUCCACGUCGGGAUGGCGGCGACGGUGAGCGUGGAGCCCGCGGGCCCCUGCUGCUGGGACGAGCCGGUGCGCAUCGCCGUGCGCGGCCUGGCCCCCGAGCAGCCGGUCACGCUGCGCGCGUCCCUGCGCGACGAGAAGGGCGCGCUCUUCCGGGCCCACGCGCGCUACUGCGCCGACGCCGGCGGCCAGCUGGACCUGGCGCGCGCGCCCGCGCUGGGCGGCAGCUUCGCGGGGCUCGAGCCCAUGGGGCUCCUCUGGGCCCUGCAGCCCGACAGGCCCUUUUGGCGUCUGACCAAGCGGGACGUGCAGACGCCGCUGGCCGUGCAGCUGGAGGUGCUGGACGGCCACGCCCCGGAGCCCGGGCAGCUCCUGGCCCGCGCGCUGCUGGAGCGCCGCUUCCUGCCGCCGGGGGUGCGGCGCCAGCCGGUGCGCGCGGGCCGGGUGCGCGCCACGCUCUUCCUGCCGCCAGGUGAGCAGGGACCGCUGACGAUGCCGGGCUGUACAGGGAUCGCGUUUGGUCAGCGCAGCAGGCAGUAACCGUGUCAGAGGCCGCCCAGCAGAAAUGGAGGACUCGGAGGUGCUAGGUUUUGUGCUGUGCGUUUUACUCGCACUGUCUCUCUUCCUCUCUGCAAUAUUCCAAUAACAGCAGCCCUGUUAGUCUGCUGAUGAAAAAGCACAUCCGACCUGCUCUUCAUCCUGCCCCACAGAUCUCUACAGACGGCAGUCAGCCCUUCUGGUCUUUGGGAGAAAUUAUGACCGUCACGGUGCCCAUGGCCACCUCUCUAGAGUCCUGGGCACACGGGGCCUUUCUCCACUUCCUGUGUCCCCUCCACUGCAGAUCACACUGAGACUCCCCCACCGGAAGCCAUCUCUGGGUUUCUUCUUUGUUGUCUGUCCACGUAGGCAUCCGAAGUAUCAAUACACAGAAACUCAAAGGUUGAUGCAACACAACCUGGACCUUUGUUUUGGCUUCUUUUUGUUUGUUUUUUAAAAGAUUUAUUUGUUUGAAAGGCAGGGUGAAAGGGGCAGAGAGAUGGAUCGAUCUUCCAACCUCAGGUUCACUCCCCAAAUGUCUGCGGUGGCCAAGGCUGGGCCAGGCUGAAGCCAGGAGCUUCUUCCCAGUCUCCCAGCUGGGUGCAGGGUCCCAAGGACUUGGGCCAUCUUCCACUGCUUCCCCAGGUGCAUUAGCUGUUGUACCCGAAUCGUCCGAUUCCCACCAAUUAAGGCCACCAGAGGCAAGGCUGAUGCCUGCACAAGAGUUUUAUUUCAAACUCGAGUCUGGU